AUGCAUGAGGAAAUGUCCCACCUGUCUGGAGUGUACUACUCUCAUAGUAUUCCCUCUGAUUUUCGGUGUGUUGUGGCCGGAGCCGUCAUCAUUGCGUCGGAGUGGAGUUGCCGUGGCAGCCCUGACGGGGCGCAGGAAGAGGGUGGCAAUGGGGAGGGACUGGCGGAUGGGGCAGACCGUGGAUUGGAUGGGGACCCUGAAGGAGUCUGGAGUCCAGACAUUGAGCAGAGCUUUCAGGAAGCUCUGGCCAUCUACCCGCCCUGCGGCAGGAGGAAGAUCAUACUUUCAGAUGAGGGGAAGAUGUAUGGUCGAAAUGAGCUGAUAGCUCGCUACAUCAAGCUGCGAACAGGGAAGACGCGCACACGCAAGCAGGUGUCUAGUCACAUUCAGGUUCUGGCACGUAAAAGGGUACGAGAAUACCAGGCGAGCAUCAAGGCCAUGAACUUGGACCAGGUAUCCAAAGACAAGGCACUGCAGACAGUAGCCAACCUCUCCUCAGCUCAGAUUGUGUCUGCAAGUGUCAUGAAACCCCAGACUCCCUUCCCCCCAUCAGUCAGAUUUUGGCCCGGCACCAUACCAGGACAGCCUGGACAUUCUCAGGACAUUAAGCCCUUUGCACACCCACCAUACACUACACUACCAGCCCCUGUCCCUGCACCUGUCGGUUACGAGCCCCUACCUCCCCCUCGACCUGCAGCUAUAGCAGCUCCUGUAUGGCAAGACAGAACCAUUGCCUCAGCAAAACUACGGCUACUGGAGUUCUCUGCUUUUAUGGAGACCCAGAGAGACAGAGAGACGUAUAAACACCUUUUUGUGCACAUCGGCCCUUCAAACCCAGGAUACAGUGACCCUGUUCUGGAGUCCAUAGAUGUGAGGCAGAUUUAUGACAAGUUCUCUGAGAAGAAGGGAGGCCUGAAGGAACUGUAUGAAAAAGGGCCACACAAUGCAUUCUUCCUUGUCAAGUUCUGGGCGGAUCUGAGCAGUGACAUUGAAGAUGGUCCUGGUGUGUUUUACGGGGUGAGCAGUCAGUACAGUGGAACAGAAAACAUCACGAUCAGUGUCUCCACAAAGGUCUGUUCGUUUGGUAAACAGGUGGUGGAGAAGGUUGAGACAGAAUAUGCACAUAUGGAAGGAGGAAAGUACAUGUUCCGCAUCCAUCGUUCGCCCAUGUGUGAAUAUAUGAUCAACUUCAUCCACAAACUCAAACACCUGCCAGAGAAAUACAUGAUGAACAGUGUGCUGGAGAACUUCACCAUCCUACAGGUGGUGUCUAACAGAGAAACUCAGGAGACUCUGCUGUGCAUCGCCUUUGUGUUUGAAGUGUCCACUAGCGAGCACGGUGCACAGUAUCAUGUGUAUCGACUAGUUAACGACUAGCAGCACGUUGCGUGCCUACAGAGACUUUCUAGAGACUUUGUGAUACAAAGAGCAUAAACACACCGUAUCCCCACUCUACUACUCUAAACACACUCAUUUUAACAGACCAACAGUCACUCUAGUCACACCUGUUGUUAAUGUGUAUGCUUCUUUAUUGCUGCAAAGUGUGCACACAUCUUUCUACAACCUCCCAUGAUGGAAACACUAAAGUGAAAGUUAUAUUUUUGUAGAUUAUCGUUCUUUGUAGAUCAUUUGUCAUAAUCAUCAUAAGUGAUGUUAUCAAGUAUAAUGAUUCAGUCACAGUGAGGUCGCACCCUUGAGCACAACUCUAAAUUCCAUGCUCCAGAUAUCAGGGUUCAUUAUAGGUACAGUGCAUCCAGAAAGUAUUCACAGUGCUUAAAAUUGAGCUCUGGAGCAUCUUGUUUCCACUGAUCAUCCUUGAGAUGUUUCUACAACUUGAUUGAAGUCCACCUGUGGGAAAUUCAGUUUCAGAUUGGACAUGAUUUGGAAAGGCAUACACCUGUCUAUAUAAGGUCCCACAGUUAGCAGUGCAUGUCAGAGCACAAACCAAGCCAUGAAGUCCAAGGAAUUGUCUGGAGAUCUCUGAGACAGGAUUGUAUCAAGGCACAGAUCUGGGGAAGGGUUCAGAAAACUUUCUGCAACAUUAAAGGUCCCAGUGAGCACAGUGGCCUCCAUCAUCCGUAAAUGGAAGAAGUUUGGAACCACCAGGACUCUUCUGAGCGAUCGAGAGAGAAGGGCCUUAGUUAAGGAGGUGACCAAGAACCCGAUGGUCACUCUGAAAGAGCUCCAGCAUUUCUCUGUGGAGAGAGGAGAACCUUUCAGAAGAACAACCAUCUCUGCAGCACUCCACCAAUCGGGCCUGUACGGUAGAGUGGCCAGACGGAAACCAUCAGUAAAAGGCACAUGGCAGCCUGCCUGGAGUUUGCCAAAAGGCACCUGAAGAACUCUUAGACCACGAGAAACAAAACUCUCUGGUCUGAUGAAACAAAGAUUGAACUCUUUGGCCUGAGUGCCAAGCGUCAUGUCUGGAGGAAACCAGGCACUGCUCACCACCUGGCCAACACCAUCCCUACAGAAAAAUGUGGAAAAGUUUAAGCGCUGUGAAUACUUUCUGGAUGCACUGUAUUAGGUUUUACUCUUCAGUGAGAUUCACCCACAAUAUACUAUAUUAAAACAUCAAAGAAGAAACCUGCAAAAACCCAGAAGAUUUUAUAAUGUUUGUGUCAUAUACAAUAAGCUGUGAUGCACUAAAAAAAAUUUUUAAUUUUGAGGAAACUUCCAAGCAUUUACUUCAUAAGUGUGACUAAUCUGGGACAAGUUUGAAUAUAGGUUGGUAAACAAAUCAUGUAAUCAGUGUUAAUGUAACUUUUACAGUUUGUAUUAUGUUUAUAAGGUAGGGACUGGAUGAGCCUGUAAUGGUGUAUUUUCUAUCAGUACUUAAAAGUAGAAUUAUGAUUUUCAUAUGGUUCAGUGGAAACUCUGUCACCAUCUGACAAAGUAUGAGUGUGUCUUUUCCCAGAAUGCAGUGCACUACAUACAAAAGUGCAAGAGUAGCAUUUAUAUUUGGAACACUACGUCUAAGUGUAAAGAGGGCAAAUGUUUUUUUGCUGUUUAAAGGUUUUCAGUGGUACGUGGUGUGGAAGGAAAGAGUUUGAUCAAAUCUCUAUGUGUUUAAUGUCGUCUUUCAAAGUAAAAUAGUUCACAGACAGUGAGUUCACAUCUGGUUUUCAACAGCAUUUGGAAUGAAAUAAUUACUUUUACUGUUCAUAGAUGUACUAUAGUUUUCACUCUGACUGGGUGGACUUGCUGCAGUAUUUCUACCUCCACAUGAGUUGGGAUAAGAAUUAGCUUUGGUUCAUUAGGCCUUAACCUGAGGAACACUCAUGUAUAGGAUGUGUACACUACACUUGUAAUGGUACUGUUUAAAAGCCAAAACAAGGGAAAUUGACUCAAUUUUGUAAAGAUGAACUAUCUCUUUUGUAUUUUACCAGCACUGCUAAAAGUGUUACACUAAACACAAAUGAUGGGUGUUUCGAUUAUUUUCAUUUGAUGUAUGCAAGAGGAUGUAUGGUACAGACCACACUACGGUCACCCACAGAGCUUUGGGACAGAUUUGGUUCAAGGAUUUUAUUGUCAAUUCACCAUAUGUGCAGGACAUACAGAAAAUCGAAAUACCAUUUGUCUUUGUGCCUCAUAACACUAGCAAGCUUUCCAGCUCACAUGCUCCCCCCCCCCCCCACACACGCUUUUGUUCAUAUGUAAUAUUCUGGAUCUCUGGUACAAAUGGCUACCACUUUUUUUUGUUUGUUUGUUUUUUUUGUUAUAGUAAUGCUUAUUUGAAUGUAUCACCUUCUCUUGGCAGGAUUAUCUUUAACCAGCUAAUGACUUGUCUUUUGACUUUGCUGUCAUGAAAGAUAAGAGCCAUCAAGUUUGGUUUUAAAUGAGAUCUCCGUUUAUUUUUCACUGUGUGGUAAGCCAGAAUUGUUUUAUUUCUGUGUCUUGUCUUUGUACUCGGGUGUGCCUUAUCACUCCUGUGGUCAAGGCUGCUCAGUGAAUUAAAUUUGUGCCUUUAUGCUGUAACAAUAAAAAUCACAUGGUGU
Molecule: messenger RNA, 3998 nt
Organism: Monopterus albus (swamp eel)
Lineage: Eukaryota; Metazoa; Chordata; Actinopteri; Synbranchiformes; Synbranchidae
Gene: tead3a
Product: TEA domain family member 3 a
Exons: 13
Coding region: 1-1377 (458 amino acids)
Biological process (GO): hippo signaling; regulation of transcription by RNA polymerase II; embryonic organ development
Cellular component (GO): transcription regulator complex
Molecular function (GO): DNA-binding transcription factor activity, RNA polymerase II-specific; RNA polymerase II cis-regulatory region sequence-specific DNA binding
Source: RefSeq, a predicted model, not a curated record